Onychostoma macrolepis is the source of this 2784-nucleotide messenger RNA. RefSeq names its product dehydrogenase/reductase SDR family member 1-like. The coding region runs from base 1237 to 2169 and encodes 310 amino acids. NCBI's taxonomy places the organism in Eukaryota, Metazoa, Chordata, Actinopteri, Cypriniformes, Cyprinidae. The transcript has 9 exons. The record is from RefSeq and is a predicted model, not a curated record.
GCGUUGCAUAUGGUGGCAUGUUGUGGACUUUGGUUUUUAAUUCUCUAAUAAUGGUUUGAUGCAAGCAGUGGUGACUCUGCAGAGAGGCAUCAAAGUAGAUUAAGCACAGAGGUUAUCUGGAUUGAUGAAUGGCAAAGUACACAAUGUAUCUUCGUGGCCAAGGUCCUUUGGUGACCAAGUGGCCCACAAUCAUAAAGCCAAUCUCUGCUAGGUAAAUGAGUGAUGCUGCUGCAGGGCCAUGUUGUCAAUUGAAUGCAAUGAAACGACCAUUGUUAUUAUCAGAUAUAUUGCACUGUUCAGAAGACCUGGGUUUUUCCUGUGUUCACAUCCUGGUCCCCCGCUGCAUCUUAAUAUGCCCACAUCUCUACUACACAGUAUGCCAGGGGUUCUCAACUCUGGCCCUCGAGGUCCACUUUCCUGCAGAAUUUAGCUCCAACUCUAACCAAAAAUACCUGAACAAGCUAAUCAAGGUCUUCAGGAUUACUAGAAAGUUACUGUGUCAGUUUGAUCGAGGUUUGUAUUAAACUCUGCAGGAAAGUUGCAGAGAGCCCCUGCAGUAUGCAAAAAGCCGUACACCUGAAGAGUAGUAUGUCUGAAUACACAGUAUUUUAAAAACAGUGGACAAAAAGUACAGUACGAAUUUAAUGGUUGCAAAGUAGGCCAAAGUUCAUAGUCAAUAGUAGUAGUGUAGCUGUAUGCGAUUUCAGACUCUCCUCUCACUUUGCCUUUCAAAAAAAAGUACUUAAAAAGAAAAAGACCAAUGAGAAAUGCUUACAUAUAGAGGAAAAUUGAUUCAUAUUGUGUGGCUAUGGUUAUUGCUUGAAUAGACUGUAAAAACACCGCAGAUAUUCACUCAUGGGAACAGUUUAGUAUAAUAAACAUCAACAUAGUUGGCAGAAACAUAACCUUAUGUAAACCAAAAUAUUUUAACAAGGUAAUGGAUUUCCCGCUCUGUGUGAUAUGGAAUGGACUGCAUUAGCAUGCUCGCACGUGUUCAAUGGGUGGCUGAUUUCAUGUGGUUUAAAAGCAUCGUUUACAUUCGCAAAACACACUGGCUUUAUAUUAGACGUAUUACGGGAGUGGGAAGAAGGGCCAUGAACAUGACUGUCUUAUCUGCGCGUUAUGCAUGUGCCAGUUUAUUUCACCACACUUUGCCUGUUGUUGGAUAUUUCAAGACUAGGCAAGAGUUCCUUACAGACAAUUACCAUUCAACGGAGGGUUCCGCGGAGUUAACAGAUGGCACUGUCAGGAUGGAUCUGUGUGGUGACUGGUGCUUCCAGAGGAAUUGGAAGAGGUAUUGCCCUUCAGUUAUCUGAGGCUGGCGCUACUGUGUACAUCACUGGUCGACAGGAGAAAACUCUGAAGCAGACAGCAGCUGAGGUGACAGAGAGAGGUGGCCAGUGUCUCCCAGUGGUCUGUGACUCAUCUAAAGAGGAUGAAAUCAAGGAGCUGUUUGAACGUGUCCAGCGUGAGCAACAUGGCAGACUUGAUUUAUUGGUGAAUAAUGCCUAUGCUGGUGUACAGGCUAUUUUGGACAACAUGAACAAAAAGUUCUGGGAGGUGGAUCCGGAUAUUUGGGACACAAUCAACAACACUGGACUCAGGGGUCACUAUUUCUGCUCAGUGUAUGGUGCACGGAUGAUGGUGGCUCAGGGCAAAGGCUUGAUUGUGUUCAUAUCAUCCAUGGGUGGUCUGCGCUAUCUCUUUAAUGUACCCUAUGGGGUCGGCAAAGCUGCAUGUGACAGAAUGGCGGCAGAUAUGGCAGUAGAGCUGGAGAAGAAAGGUGUGGUUUCUGUAAGCCUCUGGCCAGGGGCCGUUCAGACUGAGUUAAUUAGUCAGUAUAUGUCUCCUGGCGAGGAUCCUCCGGGAUUUGAUCCAAAGUUCAAGGAAAUGUUCAAUAAGGGUGAGACGACAGAGUUUAGUGGACGAUGCAUAGUCGAGCUGGCCAAAGAUAAAAGUCUGUUGUCAAUGACUGGGCAAGUGUUGAUGACCUGUGACCUCGCUCGCCGCUAUGGACUCAAGGAUGUUGAUGGUCGCAGUGUUAUGGACUACACCUCUCUGAAGUUUGUCGUCUCCCAGGUACCCUAUGUAUCCUGGCUGUCCGUAUUCACUCCUUCAUUCAUCAGAGUGCCUCGUUCCAUUCUAAGCCUUGGCAGUGGAAAAAUCUAACACGUCUUGAUGAAGAGUGCCUAUUUUUUGUAAUCUUGUCAUUUUUUUUUAACAAUGUUGUUUCUAAAAUUAUUGUAAUGUGCAUCUUUACAAAUGAGUAAAGCACUGAUUACAAUUCCAGUAGCUAAGUCUGGAAGACAAUGCACAAUUCAUGAGCAGAAUUAAUGAGUUUUCUAUAAUGAGAAAAUGUAUAAAAAGUACUGGGUAACACUUUAUUUUGAUGGUCCCUUUUGAGCAUUCUGUUGACAAUAAGUAACUUUGCACCUACGUGUCAACUAACUCUCAUUAGAGUAUUAGUUGACUGUCUGAUUAAUAUCUGCUAACUCUUUAUUGUGAUGGAACAGAUAUUCUACUGACUAUAAGUAACUUUGCAAGCAUGUCAACUUAUUCUAACCCUAACCCUACCAGUCUACUUGCACUGUACUAACACUCUAAUGAGAGUAAAGUAGAUACAGUAUGUAAGAGAAAUAUUACUUGCAGUCAACAGAAUAUGUUAAAGGGUCCAUCAAAUACGGGCAUAUUAAUAUAUUGUUUUUUAACUUGAAAGGGAUCAAUUAACCCUGUUAUGCAUGUAUACUUACCAAAUGAGUUAUUGCAAUAAAUACUGACAUUUUA